AUGGACUCACCACAGAAGCCCAAAACGCUUGGGUUGCUCCCAACCGCCAGUUUAUAUCAAGUCAUGGUGAGAGAUGGCAUGUAUCCCCUGACCGAACAAGCUCUGGAGUCGGGCAUGUGUAUGGUGGCAGUCUAUGACGUAAUGAAUCAACAGUAUGUUUUGUAUGUCCCACAUUCCCCGGCUUAUCCCUACGUGAAAUACUUUUGUGUAAAGCAUAUGAUGAAUACAAUUUCUUACAAGACGAACCCUUCUACGCUGCCUGCCCACCUCGACUGGAUGAUGGCCAAUAUUGUUUUUAAGUUUAGAAACAUCUUUAAAUCGCCCCUGGUGGUCAAAACGCGCCCUCGUGAUGCUGCAGAGUGGCUAGAUCCCCCCACCGACAUAUCCGUAGAUGAGUAUUGGGCCUGGCUUCAAAACGUCGAAACAAAGAUGGGGGUGGGUACCCACACCACCACCAAUGAGAACCAACUCGAUCCUCCUGAACGACAGCGACUUCACGACAUUAUGAAGCAAAGAGCGGCAAAUGCUAUUGCGCAGAAUGAGGACAUUGAUAUCAUUCAAUUUUACAACCAGUCUUUACGAACAGUCUACAACGAAAACAAGAUGCGGAGGAACGAAAAAUUGCGUGAUGACUUUCUGGACAUGGUGCAUACUAAAAAGGGUGUGGAACUGAUCGAUGCUAUUUUGGAAAUCAUGGUAAAAGAACCUUGGGCUAGUAUAGAGAAUAUGAUGUCUCUGAAAGAUCGAGACAUGGAGCAGGCAGUCACGCAAUACCUCGAUACCGCCAAGCAAGUCCAUGAAAUCAUAGAUGGAUUUGAAAUUAGUGAAUUAACCCACGAGCAGUUUAUUAGGACUAUAUUUGAUACUGAGGAGUUUAUGAAUGGAUUAUUAGAACCAUUUAUCAUGUCCUCGACCUUGAUGUCUUCCACGUUUGUAAGGAGGGUAAUGGACGAGUUGACAACCAAGAGAUCCCAGAGCAUUCCCCAUAUUAUGUAUAGGUACUAUCGCCAAACUUACGUCGGGAUCUCGAAUCUACGACCCAUAAUUUAUACGGACACAUUUCUGGAAAGUUCUCCUGUGAGAAGACACUGCUCUCUGCGGGCAAUUCUCGCGGCUUACAAUAAGGUAGAAAUGGAUGGGGAAAAGGCAGUGGAAAAGCAUGUUGAAAUGGCCAGGUCUUUUUUGAAUGCACGGCUCCCGAUCACAACGUGGACUGUUGGGGAUUUGCAGGACUUAAUGACGUAUCACGAAAGGCAAAGGCAAAUGUUUGCAAGUAUGCUCAAUCAAUUUAACACGCGAGUGCUAUCGACAGACCAAGAACGAAUCAUGGGUCUCCACGAAACUUGGGGCGAGUGGGCUCGAUACGUGAAUGGAAUUGGGGUCGACAGAGUAGACUUGGUCCGGUUCGGACUGACUAUACAAGAGAUAAUGGCCCGCAUCACUGAUGUACUGGGUCAAUAUGAAGAGCCCUCAAAAAACAUGAUCGUUAGCGAGCUAAUCUUGAAAUCCAUCUCUAAAGCUCUAUCAAAUUCCGAAGACCCAUGGAAAGUGAUAACCAAGCAACGACUAGAAACCCUCAAUGAAUUGGGCCUAUGUGCCGCUGAACUACAUCGCAUAUCUACAUCCCCAAUAAUUGACACUGAUGAGGUAUUACCCCCAGAUUGGCAAGGCUGGCCGGCUGAAUACGUGUCCCCCACUGAAGCAGUGGAUUCGUCUAGAUUUUGGCUGAACGAAGCUGAAGUGAAAAUAUGGGACGAAAAAGUGCGCAAAAUGGAUUUUGCUGACAAUCAGCACCCCAUGUCUGGCAAGAAAGACAGCUUUGUCUUUAUCACUUGGGGCCUCGCCAAACACGUGGCCCCAUUCCUUUACAACACAUCAGUACAUGCGCAGUGGAAGAAGGUCGAAAAGGCUGUGGAGUCCCUUGAAGAACAGGUGAGGAAUACGCAAAAGUAUUAUGACGAUAUUAUGGAGAUUCUAAGAAAGUACCCGUCCGGUGUAGAGAUGACCUAUAAUGCGCAGUUUAAUUUGGCAAAAAAACUGUGUAAGGUCAAGGAUAAUGAGCGGGACGUCUCUAAAUGGUGGUUUGGGCUCUGCACGUGUCUUGCUGAUGAGGGCGUCGAAUUGUACAACCGACUGUGUAAUACGCUGGGCCGAUAUGAAGAAACAUUUAGAAAGUUUGUAGAGCUGAUGGCUCAUUGGACGGUGGGCAUUGUGCCCGGCGACCAUGUGGAACAGCAGAGUAAGCUCGUUAAUCUCUUAGUGGGCGAAAUUGGUCAAUCUCCCUGUGUAAACAUGGGUCUAUUACAAAUUGGCGGACUUUUGACAAAAUCUAUCGCAAACCAUAUUGACACAUGGCGCAAAAGCGAUCCGGUAGCAAGUACGUUUGACAUCCCAACUGUAGGACUCCUUGUGACCUACGAAAACGAACCGACUAAGAGGAUAGAUUCGACAGAUUAUGCGAAAUAUUCCCCUCCUACGUUACGCGCUUACAUUGAACAGAUCCGCCAUGUUUACCACGACUCCAUGGUAGUAAAUGAGGUGGCCCAGUGGCUGCAGGAUAAGCCGGGGUGUGCAUGGCGAGUGUCCGAUUCCAAGGAAUUAGAGGCUAGCAAAAAGUUUGGGCAACAUGAUGUCAUCAGGCGUUACGUCACCCUUGCCAUCAUGCAUAUAUUUUCACUUCCCGCCCUGUUAUUAACCGACUAUAGUGUGCUAACAACCGAGGAAAACAUGAGAUUCGUACUUCACGAUUUUGUCACUGCUCUACAACCUUACAUCUGCUUGAGUCGUCACUAUGGUGAAACCAAUGACAGAGAUGCCGUGGGGGCGUUAUAUAUGAUGGGAAGUCCCUCCCAGAUGGUAGGCGUGGACCCUCCAGAUAUUCUCCCCGCCUCAGAUCGUAGCGGAAAAGACAUUCAACUCGAAACAUGGCGGCGCGUUGCGAGCGUCACAAAGAGACAUGUCGAGAUGGACUCGACUCCCAUUAAACUUUAUUUGGAAACGGUUCGCGAGUUUGUCUGCGACAGAUUCGUGACAGAGUUUUACCCAAAAGAAGUGAAUCGUUUGUUAAACGCCACAAAACUUAACGAACAUGAAACGGUCUGCUUGUUCCUGGAUAGCAGUAACAAUCUCAUGACGGCGUUACAGCCUAGAUGGUUUACCUUAAUUGACCUUGUCAACCACAUACCCGAUUUAUCGGCGAAUGAGAGAAUUGCGCAGAUUGCCUUCAUAAGAGACGUAGAUGCUGAGCCCAUGUAUCAACCCAUCGUUACCACCCCUACCGAAACGGUCCCCCCGUAUGAUACUAUCACAGUGUCUGAAAAUUGGAGCGGACAUGGUGUGGAUAUUGGAGAAGACAAUACGUUACUGGGAGAGGAAUCUAUGGAUGUAGAUGUGUAUUUGGACACGGAUGUAGUAACCGAAACCACCACAUCUGAACCGUUAGGAACAGCUGUUGGUUCUAGAGUUGGCCAGGACGUCAACCUGCGCCUUUCCGACGAAAUCAUUGAGAGCGAACGGUUCAUCGACUACUAUACUCAACAUCUGAUUGAAGCCGAUUUGAUCGCUGAUCCGAGACAUCAGCCCAUUUUCUGGGGUCUUCGUAGCAUGGAAGCCCGCCGAGCUACCUUUCGAGGCCACGAGGCCAAGUUCGCUCUUAGUGUCGACACCUUGAGCUGGUACGGACAAGCCAAGUACGGAACCAGUGGAGACACAACAAUCUGCAUGUCAUGCGGUCUCGUGCUUCACCAAUGGGAACCAAAUGACCAGCCAUUCUUCGAACACGUGCGUCAUAUGAAGCGUACUGUAGAUCGGCGCUGUUUACUUGUUAAUUUAUUGGAGGCCAAGUAUCCGGUUCUCGUCCACAAACCGAUUUCUAACGUCGCCUUAACCAUGAUCGAAUGUUAUCCACCCGUAGAGCUCUUACACCCGGCCACAGCUCCACUAACGUGCCGCAAAGUACCAUCGGUGACUCAAGACGACGUGCAGGCCAUGCUUAAUCAACCGUGCCUUCACACGUAUGUGGAAAGCAACCCGCUACAGCAAUUUAUUGGCGAGCAUACGAUUCUCAACAUCAUUGAAUGCGGGAUGCCGGGAAUCCUCACAACUAACGAAUUUCAAGACGAAAUGAUGAGAGUGACUACAGCUGCAGGCAUUGGAGACCUGUCUGACCUGGAAGAGAAGUCUAAACUCCGAAAGAUUAUCUACAAGAACUACUAG
Branchiostoma belcheri (Belcher's lancelet) is the source of this 4215-nucleotide messenger RNA. RefSeq lists its product as uncharacterized. Lineage: Eukaryota; Metazoa; Chordata; Leptocardii; Amphioxiformes; Branchiostomatidae. The record is from RefSeq and is a predicted model, not a curated record. Bases 1 to 4215 code for a protein of 1404 amino acids. The transcript is spliced from 3 exons.